AUGAGCAUUCAAAAUCAAUAACUUUAAAGAUUAAUUAACACCACAUAUAUCACGAAGAAGAGAGUUUCAGCUGGAUCAUUUGGAGUUGUUUAUUGUGGAUAGGAUAUUAAUACAAGAGCUAUAGUGGCAAUUAAGAUCGAUAAAGGCAACAAAGAAGAUACAAGUUUAGAAAGAGAGGUAUUAAUAGGUUAAGUAAUACUCAGGCAGAAAUUUUAAAAAGAUUGUAAUAAACACCUUAAAUACCAAAAUUACAUUGGGCAGGAAAAGAUGGAGAUUCAAAUGUUUUAGUAAUUUAAUAUUUGGGCAGAGACCUAACACAUUUUAUGAAAACCUUUCGAAAAUUUUCUCUAAAAUGUGUGCUAAAUAUUGCUGAACAAAUGAUUAACAUUAUUGAGAGCAUACACAAAAAGUAGAUAAGAAUUGCUUUAUUUUUAGCAAAGUGCUACAUAGAGACAUUAAACCAGAAAAUGUACUUGUUGGCAAAGAAGAUGAAGACAAUCUGCUUUAUAUAGUAGAUUUUGGAAUAAGCAAGUUUUAUAAGGAUGAAAACGAUUCGCACAUGUAAACUUCUUAAAUAAUUCAGAUCAUUUCGAGAGAACUAACCAUUUAUUGGAACUACCCGAUAUGCAAGCAUCAAUGCACAUAAAGGAUUUUCAUUAAGUCGAAGAGAUGAUUUGGAAUCAUUAGGUUACAUGCUUAUAUUUUUAUUAAAAGGUAUAAUAGAUGCGAAUAAUUUUAGGGUAACUGCCUUGGUAAAACCUGUAAUUUAUUGAUGAAGAAGACAAAAUGAGAUAAGUUGGUCAAAUGAAAAUGAAAAUAGACAUGAAUGAAUUAUGCAAAGGAAUUCCAAUCGAAUUUGGAAGAUUCUUAGAUUAUACAAAGGGUUUGCCCUUUAAAGCAGAACCUAAUUAUAAAUAUUGUCAAUCCUUAUUUAAGAAAAUAUCAUAAGAGCACAAUUACUAAUAAAAAGAUCUUAUUUUUGAUUGGGAUUUAGGCCCAAAAUCAGAAAGAAUAGAUGAUAAAAAAAAGUAUUCAAUUGAAGGCCAUUUGCCUAGUAGUUCAAAUAAUAGUAAUUUAAUUAAUAACAAAAUAUCAUUGUAUACAUUUAGGAGUAUUUUAGAUUUAAAAAAUCAAAAGAUGAAAUUUCUUCAAAUAAUAUUGGAGGAUCUUUAUUAAAUUAUUCGCAAGAGCAACUAGAAAUGAAUUCCCUACUUAAAACUCCAGAAUAACGAAAGUCAAGUUUGGCCCCAGAUAUUAACAGGCGAAAAAAUAGAAUGUAAUCUGUUAGUAGCUAUAAUGAUUCUCACUCAGAAAUUGAUUUUAAUAACGGCAGUGUACUGUUAGGGAUAUAGCCUAGUAUGUUAAGUAGGUUAAGCAAAAUUUCAUUCAAUUCUAACUCAAGGGUUAAUAAUAGUAAACAAAAUUUAUGUUUAACUCCUGAAUAAAAAAGGUCAAAUUUAAAUGAAAAAAAAUUAUCAAUUACUCCAAAUUCAUAUAUAUAACAAAUUACAGGAUAGAAACAAAAAAAAAUUGCCAGAAAUUCAAAUUCUUAAUAAAAAUUAUCAUAUAAAAAAGAGGAAGAAACUAUAAAAGAAUUUUCUAAAAUGAAUGAAGCAGAUGAAGGAAUUGAACGUUAAUAUAUGCUUUUAAAAUAAGCAGCAGUAAACGCGUAUGUAUAUUGUACUUACCAUAUUGUAGACGCUUCAAAAAAUCAAUUAAUUGA
Molecule: messenger RNA, 1723 nt
Organism: Paramecium octaurelia
Lineage: Eukaryota; Ciliophora; Oligohymenophorea; Peniculida; Parameciidae
Source: the annotation of a GenBank genome assembly